Molecule: messenger RNA, 2583 nt
Organism: Closterium sp. NIES-65
Lineage: Eukaryota; Viridiplantae; Streptophyta; Zygnematophyceae; Desmidiales; Closteriaceae
Source: the annotation of a GenBank genome assembly
AUGGCCACGCCUAAGAGUGGUUUCGUCGUGAGCGGCAAGGCAAUCGAGGACAUGAAAGUUACAGAGCUCAAGAGCGUGCUAAAGCGUCACAAUUUGCCGCUGUCGGGCGUUAAGCGAGAUCUGGCGGAACGGCUUCGGGUGCAUCUACUCCAACAGCAACAGCAGGAAGCGGACCAGAAGGUGGCUGAUGUGCAACAGCAGCAGCAGCAAGAGGAGAAAGCGAAGGAGGGGAAAGCACAAGAGAGCGAUUCAGGCUCAGACGUGCAGGAGGCGCCGAUUGAGGCCGAAGAGACGGCCAAGGGCGGGGCAGCGGCAGGGGAGGAUAGCAGGGCGAGCAAGGGAGGCGGCGAUGGUGAUAAAGGUGACGAGGUGACUCCAGUGGUGCUUUUCCAGGAAGAGAAGGAGGGUAAAGAGGGGAAGGACGGGAAAGGAGGGAAAGAGGGGAAAGAGGAUAAGGAGGGUAAAGGAGACGAUGAUAAGGUUGAGCAUGAGGAGCGGGAGCGGCAGGGGAAGGAGGGAGGUCAGCAGGGCGAGGAGGAUAAGCCAACGGGAUCGGAUCGAGGUUCAGAAGAGGUAAGGGCCGCUGAUGCUGCUACUGAUGGAGGUGGUGAGAGGAGCGCGGCGGCUGCUGCUGCCGCUGCUGCUGCGGGUGGUGCUGCUGCCGCUGCUGUUGGUGAUAGUGAUGGUGAUGGGGAUGGUGGAGGUUCCGUUGCUGCUUCUGCUGCGGAGGGCAAGAGGGAGGAAACCGAAGUGGCUGCAACGACGUCGAAAGGGGACGACCAGGUAAUGUCUGAUGGGUACGCCGAGGGGAUGGCUGAUACGGGUGCAUCUGAGGAGGCCGGAAACGACAAAGGAACCGUCGGAUCUGAAGCCGAGGGCAUAUCGACGGCGCAGGAGGAACCGGGGAAGGCGGAGAAAGGGGGCGACGAAGGGACGCGGGGGGAGGGGAGGAAGGAGGAGGAGCAGAGGGAUGGUAUGGACGUUGACGGAACGGAAGGGAGAGGGAACGGUGAGAAGGCGGAGGAGGGAGAGAAGGCUGGGCGACAGGCAGAGAAGGACAUUGAAAUGAAGGACGAGGUUAGCAACGAUGAGAGGAAUGAAGAGAGGAAUGAGGAGAAGAGUGUGAAGAGUGAGGGGAAGAAUGAGGAGAAGAGUGAAAGGAAGGGUGAUGAGAAGAGCGAGGAGGGAACGGCUCGCGAGGAAAGGAGGAGUGACGGAAAAGGGACGGAUCGCGAGAAAGACGAAGAGAUGAGAGACGAGGAGGGCAAGGAGGAGGAGGGGAAAGAGGAGGAGGGACGUGACUUGAUGAUAGAGGCGGAUACCGAUCUCGUGGGGGAGCUAGAAGCGGAAGCGGAAGAGGCGGAGGCGGAAGCGGGGGCGCUCGCAAAGCAAGGGCGUGGACUUAGGCGCGGGGGUGCCGCGCUGGCGGAAAGGAAAUCGGGGAAAGAUGGGGGGUCGCGGAGAGAGGAAAGCGUCGCGGCGGAGAAGCGGGGGCGGGCGGGGGGUGUCAUACGCGCGGGGGUUAGUGGGGCGGACGGGAAGAGAGAGCGCGCAGGGGAGGAUGUGGCGGUUGUAGCGCGGAGGAGGGAGGAGCGACUGUCAGGCGGGGGUGUUCCCACCAUCCCAUCCCUGUCUUCCUCCUCCCACGCUCCUCCCCUCCCCCCUCUCCCCUUUCUUUCCUCCCCGUUCUCGCCCCUCCUCCUCCCCCUCCCGAUUUCCCGCCCCCUUCCCCCCAUCCCACGUUCUUCGCUUCCCCCCCCUCUCCCUCCCCCCGCAUCAGCGGAGGAGUCCCCCCGCCCCCCUGACGCCAAGCGCCUGCGCAGAUGGAACGCGCCCAAGACAUCCCCGCCUGCCCCCGCCGCCACUGCUGCCACCGCUGCUCCUACCACUGGUACCACUCCUGCCCCAGCGUCAGCUGGUGGCGUGGGGGAAACAGGCAAGGCAACUGGAACGGGUGUGCUGGCACCAGCGUCUGCUGCACCAGCCAAGGCAGCAGAGGCAGGAGACGGAGCAGCAGCGGCAGGAGGAGCAGGUGGGAAGGCGGGUUCUGGGGCAGGUGGUUCUGACGGCGCAGCAGGAGCAAGGGCUGUGCCAGGGGGAGGUUUGACUCGCAGCGGCAGCGAUGGGAAAGGGGGUGCUGUGGCUGCGGGCACUGCUGCUGCCGCCGCCGCCGCUGCUGGUGCUGCUGCUGGUGGUAACCGUGUGGUGAAGUCGCUCAGUGGGCGCGGCAGCGGGCGAUUGGUUGGGGCUGGAGCGAGGGAGGCAGCGCAAGAGAAAGAAGAUGCGCCCCCGCCAGUGGAGCCGGUGACGGAGUCGCUGCGCAUAGACAACUUUGUGCGCCCCUUCACGCAGCAGCAGGUCAAGGACCUGCUCGCAAACAACGGCCGCUCGCUGCUGCACUACUGGAUGGACGGCAUCCGCACCCACUGCUACGUCUCCUUUGCAUCAGUGGAAGAGGCAAAGGCAGCGCGUGUGAUUUCUCUCACGAGUUCUCGCCACUUGCUUGUGUCUUGUUCCGUGCACCCCUCCCGUCUCAUCAGCCAAGGCAGCAGCGCCCCCAGCAGCAACAUCUGCGCAAGAUAG